AUGCCUAUCUCCCUUACUCCCAACGUGAAUCUCAGUUUGUCGUUCUAUCUGAUAGGGGACGAUGUAUCUACCACGCAGUCAGUAAACCUGGACGCAAAGUGGAAUUUGGAGGAUGUGAAACGCGCCGUAGGGGGCACUUUCCAUGUGGUACAGCCGCUUGGCAUCUCUUUCCACGUUGAAGAUGAUCGGGAAUUGACCACAGUGCACGACAUUCUGACAGCACCAUCGUCGCUCACUAGCCCUAUUGGCCUUCGCAUCGACGGGCAGGCCGUACAAAGCCCACAGGGCCCCGAUGGUCUGCCACUAGUGGGCAGCUACUAUGAGAUCUUUCCAGAUCAUCUGGGAAAUCAUUAUCGACUUUUCCGCAAAUACGGAAAUGUUAUUUGCACGACCAACAUGGGCAAGACGACGUAUCUCACUGAUAGUCCGGAAGUGGCGGCCGUGGCUCUAGCAGAAUCGGCGUACAUGACCAAGAAGAUCAAUAAGAACCACCCACUGUGGGCAGUUAAGGAUAACACGGCUCUCUUCGUCGGCGAUACCGAAACAGAAAAUUGGCGACUAGCACACAAGUUUAUGCCACCGGUUAUGGGACCUAAGGCCGUGCGACACUACACGCCGCUGAUGCAGGAGUGUGCUCGCAAAUCCUUUGCUGUCUUCGACGAAUUAGAUACCCGCGGACAGUCGUGGAACGUCUAUCAGUACAUGGUGAAGCUAGCAUCUCAAACGAUCGGCCGAUUCUGCCUAGGUACCGAUUUCCAGCACUUCACAGACGUCGACGCCCCGUUACAUCCUAUCGUCACCCUUAUUGUUAACAUCCUAUCACUGAAUAAGAAGAUCACCGCACGCGGUGAAUGGUACCGAUAUCUACCAUUCGGCGAUCCAGCACGACUAAAGCAUGCUCGACGUACCAUCUACUCGCUCCUACAAGAACAUAUCGACCAUUUCAAGGGGUCUGAGAUUGCUGGAAUGCCAAUGGCCGGCGCAGCCGUCAAUGCCUCAUGCGUGAUCGACUACCUCCUCAAUACGGUUGAUGAGACAGGCCAGAAAUUCCCAGAGGGGCUAGUACUCGCAAACAUUAUCAUCGUCACGGGAGCUGGCUUCACAACAACCUCAGCCUUAAUGUCAUGGCUUCUCUAUUGCCUAGUUACCUACGAAGGCACACAAGAACGUCUAUACGCAGAACUCUGUGAGCAUGGUAUUGCCGCCAAGCCCGUGGAUUGGACCCCGGAGCUGGCUCACAGCCUGCCUUACCUCGAUAAUUUCAUCAAAGAAACCCAGCGUCUGCACAACGCCUCCUUCCAGCCUGCCCGAACUACUAAGACUGACGUUGUCUUGCCGGGAGGCUACCGUCUUCCUCAGGAUAGUGUUCUCAUUCCUGCCCUGUAUGCCAUCCACACCAAUCCAAAUGUCUGGCGCGACCCAUUCCGCUUUGACCCGGAUCGCUGGACUACUGAUGAGGUCAAGAACAAACACCGCUGCGCGUAUAUCCCUUUUACCACAGGUCCGCGUGGCUGCAUCGGAUUCAAUUUUGCCCUACUUGAGGUCAAAAUCUUGCUCUGCGAGCUGAUCGCCCGUUACGAGUUCUUCCGCGAGGGCUUAGAGACCGUGGAUUAUGAUCCUGAGUUCCAGCUUAUUCGCCCGUUGAACUUUUAUGUACGUGCCAAGAGAAGGAUAUAG
Messenger RNA from Penicillium lagena, 1677 nucleotides. Its product is annotated as cytochrome P450. Gene Ontology annotation, molecular function: heme binding; oxidoreductase activity, acting on paired donors, with incorporation or reduction of molecular oxygen; monooxygenase activity. The transcript has 2 exons. Bases 1 to 1677 code for a protein of 558 amino acids. Lineage: Eukaryota; Fungi; Ascomycota; Eurotiomycetes; Eurotiales; Aspergillaceae. The record is from RefSeq and is a predicted model, not a curated record.